AUGCGUUUCGGCAAAUUCCUGUAUGGUGGGCUAACCAUCGCCAUCGCGGCCUCCAUCCUAACAUUUACCCUGAUACUUAAGCUCCACCCCGGCGUCAAAAUCUGGGAGCUCGCCUGGCCAGCCCUCUUCCGCUUCCUAGUCUUCCAAGGCCCUGAUGGCGAUCCGAUCUCGACAAUGCUGAUGCCCUCUUACGCCAACUGGACGGGCACGGAAUGGCUCCUCCAUGCGCAUGGCUUCCAAUACUGGCGUCCACAUAAAACCCCUUGGAGCGCCGUCGUCUUCGCGCGCAUCAUCUCCCUUGCCCCAUCUUGCAAUUUCUACGACGACCGGGAAAACGCUCGCUACAAGGAAAACAUGAAAGACGUCGUCGCCAACCCUGUCUUCACGAAGCUUCAUAAGACGCCACCACCGCUACUCUACAUCACCAUCCCCGCAAGUGCAACCAGCGCUACAGGCAGAACUAUACCCAUGGUCUACACCGCCCUCCUAGGCAACACCGACAAUACUGGCCGCUUCAACGCUCAUGUCACCCUCCCCGCCCAACUCCCUCCCGGCCCCAUCCCCGCCAUCAUCCCAGGCACCACCCUCAUCCUGCCAGAAAGCCGCCAAUACCUCAUUUCUCCCACUGGCACCGGCCCAAUCAUCAUCUCCGACAUCGACGACACCCUCCGCGUCACCCGCAUCUGGGAUCCACCGCAGGCCCUCAUGAACGCCAUCGGGCAUCCCUUCACACCAUGGACCGCGCCCGGCUCAGCCUCGAUGCCCAAUGUGUACAAGCACUGGAGAGCUCGGUGGUCAGAUGCCCAUUUCCACUACCUCUCCAUCUGCGUCCCCCAGAACAUUGUCUUCAGCUGGGCCGGCCUGCGCCGCUGGUAUCCCGCCGGCACAUUCGAGACGCGCUGGACGGGGGAGAGUGGGUCGGGGGUGCGGUAUACGCGGCUCAGACGCAUGGCCGAGACGUUCCCGCAUCGUAAGCUCGUGCUGGUGGGGGACUCGAGCAAUGCGCAGGUGCUGCGGGACUACCCGAAGCUGUACCAGGAGUUUCCGCACACGGUGGCCUGUAUACUCAUCCGCAACGUCAGCGCCACGGAGCCGGGGAUUCGCUCGGCUUUCUCGGCGGAUCCGGAGGUCUAUGGGGGUUUCAGGGGGAUGCCGAGGGAGAGGUACUUCUUCUUCGAGAGACCGGGGGAUGUCAGGGAUGUGGACUUUGCGAGGGGGGAGUGUGGGGAUGGGGCAAGGGCAGGGAGGGAGCUGAGGGAUUUGGGUAAAUUGUGGCAUUUGAGGAAUUGGGCAGCGAAGACGAGCAGGGCGUUUUGGAAGGGGGUGUGGAUGCCGUGGGGGGUGCUGCUGAGGCGUGAUGGCACUGCUGGGGAAGGGGGGAAAGGGGAGAGUGUUUGA
Molecule: messenger RNA, 1398 nt
Organism: Coniosporium apollinis CBS 100218
Lineage: Eukaryota; Fungi; Ascomycota; Dothideomycetes
Exons: 1
Coding region: 1-1398 (465 amino acids)
Cellular component (GO): actin cortical patch
Molecular function (GO): phosphatidate phosphatase activity
Source: RefSeq, a predicted model, not a curated record